Phytomonas sp. EM1 is the source of this 4803-nucleotide messenger RNA. The record is from the annotation of a GenBank genome assembly. Lineage: Eukaryota; Euglenozoa; Kinetoplastea; Trypanosomatida; Trypanosomatidae.
AUGUCGUCCAAGUCGUCAGUGAAAAGUUCGCUGUCGUUCGUUUCAUCUGCGGGGGAGACGCUCGCGUCCAGCUACGGCACCCGUUCUUCCAGCAACCACCGACGCAGGAAUGCCGGACUGACGGAGCCACGCGUGGCACCUACGCGGAUGACGGCCUUCGAACGCCUCCAGUUGAUUCGCAACGCCGUUACGCGGCUUCAGGACGUGCGGGAGCGGGCGCUGCAUAUGUCGUCGCUCGAUCAAGCCGGCGGCAGCGUCGUCGAGGAGUUCUUUGAGCAGCUCUCCCACGCCAUCCUUCGGUGGUUUCAUAACCACGAAACGGCCGGCACCGCCAAGGAUAGCGGUCCAAGGCAGCUGCGCGCCAUUCGCGAAGAGGUGUUAAAGAUGCAGAAGUUAGCCGAGAAGGCGUUGGAUGCGGCCAGCCCGGAGAAGAGCUCCGAGGCCGUGCACGUUUACAAGAACCUUAAUCACGGCCUCAUUUCGAACGCCCUAGACAGCCUUCGGGAGCUAGAGGAGCUGCUCAGCCACCGGCCGGAGGAGCUGCUUACGCGCGUCAACAUGGGCCUUCUCCAAGAUCAGGUCGCCGUCCAUAUCAACGACUUUGACGCCUUCACAAAAGUCCACCUUAAGGCGAUGAUGCAGGAGAUGCUCAAUGAGGGCGUCUUCUACAGUGCGCCCGUCAUGAGCGAAUCCUCGCAGCGCGCCAGUUCGGCGGGGAUCUUCUCUGCGGUGCUACUCGACGUCGUCGUGGGCGUCCGCCCUGCUAGCAGCGCGCGAAUGGUGCUGGAACACGCGAAGGUGAACAUCCAAAAGGUAGAAAAUCGCAUCCUAGUCGCGAAUAAGGCCCUAGGGGGUUUGCAACCAAGCAGUAGCAGCUUCGAUAUCCGAGCAGCCACGAACAAGGAAAGCCAGCUCCGAGCGUACACCGUGAUGCUCGACAGCAUUAGGUCCGCCCUCAAUGAGCUCAACCAGCUACAGAGCCGCUGGGAGGGGGAGGAGGACGGCAUUUUCAACGCCGCCGCCUCCGGGGAUUACGACCUCGACGUCCUGAUGCAGACGAAGUCUUUGAAAGAGACGGAGAUCGUCGAGGAGGCGCGGCGUAUUCACGACGCCAUCCACCACACCUGCUUGCCCUUUGCCUCGCCGCAGUACCACCGGCGCUGCGCGGAGACGUAUGGCCAGCCCUGCCACGUUCGCAUCGCCCUGCACUUCACCGCGAAGUCGCAGCCCUCGCUGAAGCUCUUCACGAUGAAACCGCAGUUCGCGUCUCUGAUGGCGAAGCUCCACAUCCCGGCGGAGGCGCACCGGCGCUACGCCUACCUCGCGCCCAGCAAGGAUGAGCUCUGGCUGUCGUUGGGGGAGUUUCCGGAGAUGGUGAAGGGCGCGCGGUGUGCGCUGCGCGACGUGCACCCCCAUCUCGACCACACCCGGGCGCUGGAGGAACAAAAAGAGGUGGGGGGCUACUUUGUGAUGCGCGGGAAUGAGCGUAUUCUUCGGCUGCUCCUCAUGCAGCGGAGCAACGUCGCGAUCAACAUCGAGCGCGAGCGGUUUGAACAUCAGGGGCCGAACUUUUUGCCGAAGGCCGUGCUGAUUCGAAGCAAGCGGCCCAGUGGGAUCACAACUCAGAACUACUUUUAUUAUACUUCUGUCGGCGAGAUGGUGUUUAGCUUUGCGCGGAAGGUUAUUUGGCAUAUCCCCCUUCCCUUACUCCUGUUCUCGACCAGCACCCAAAGCGUCUCUUCACUGGAGCUUUACCGUCUGUUGACGAUCGGCAUGCCGGAGGGUAACCACCUCGCGCGGGCCGAGGUCUUAAUUCAGCAACACCUUAAAAAGUCCUACAGUAGUUUUACGAAUUACCUUGACUUUAUGAGCGUGCUUGGACGGAUGUACCGCGAGUAUCACCAAAACUCCAACGCCUUUCACUUUCUCCCGCAGUUCGCGCGUGGGGGGGAGCAGCCGCAGCACGACGCCUGGUAUGGUAUGUUUCUCCUUAGACGGCAUUUGCUCCCGCAUCUCAACAACGACGUCGCGACGCCGGACCUCUCCCCAGACGCCGACAGCGAGGCGCUACGGGAUUGGCUGCCGCGCGAGCUGCUCGACGAGCUCGACCGCAAGUUUGACGCGCUAAUCGCGAUCACGCGGCAGCUCUACCUCUUCAUCGACGGGCAGCUCGCCCACCAGGGCAACGACACCCCGGCCUACCAGGAGCUCUUUACCGUUUCGCAGGUGCUCAUGGGCGCCUUCGAGGUCUGCCUGAACCGCUUUUUCCGGGUCUUCUCGCUUCACUUCGGCCGCCACAUGCCGGUGAGUUUGCUUCGGACGGUGCUCGGCGGGCUUGGCGGGUUGAAGGCGGGCGAGGCGGCCGAGGUGAUGCGGCGGCUGCGGGAGUACGCGGCGUACUCCGCCCGCCACAGCGCCGCCGAUCCGCUGGAGCCGCUCCACCGCUUCCUUGUCACCGGCAACCUCAACCUCGAUCGCGAGGAAGACUUUUAUUACCCCCAAACGAGCGGCUGGGUGGUGGCGGCGGAACACCUCAACUUCUACCGCUUUUUCGAGCAGCUCCGCUGUGUGCACCGCGGCCGCACCAUCGCCGGCAUGCGCUCCAGCGAGGUCCGGAAGUACUCCUGCGAGUCUUUCGGCUUUAUUUGCAUGGUGCACAGCCCCGACGGGGAGGACUGCGGGGUGCUCAACCAUCUCAGCAUCUCGACCAUCAUGUCGGACGCCUUUGACGCCUCCGCGCAGUCCGCGCCGCGGCGGCAGAUCGACGGGUGGGUGGCGGAGGUCCUCCCGACCCUGCGCCGCCGCCGUGCGGGCGCGUCGCUGCUCGAUCAGCUCGUGGCGACGGUCCCCGUGUGGGUGGAGGGGGAGCUGCGGGGGUACGUCGCCGCCGACGAGGCGAGGGGUGCCGCCGAGGAGCUGCGUCGCCGCAAAGCCAUCACGCAGCGCGCGCUCGUCGACGCGAACGGCCUCAUGCGGCGCCGGGAGGUGUCCGUGUUGCACACCCUGGAGGUGGUAUACGUGGCGCCCGGGGAGAAGGAUCCCGCGGGGCUUUUCCUCUUCUACGGCAGUGGGCGCCUCAUGCGGCCGGUUCAGCGCAUUGAGACGGUCUCCCCCUCAUCCACGGCGUCGCAGGAACGGACGUUAGCCUUUCCCCUCGUUUACGUUGGCAUGUGGGAGCAAACGUGGUUGGAUAUCGCCAGCGUCCCGAGCGAUCCCCUCGAUGCUGUUACUCAGCUCAAUCGUAAGUUCACCUACAUGGAGCAGUCCGGGAGCAACAUCGUCUCGUUCACCAGUGCGACGAUUCCUUUUUUCGAGUACAACUGCUCGCCGCGGAAUCUGUUUCAGUGCGGUCUCAGUAAGCAGACGGCGGGGACGCAGUUGCAGGCCCUGGGCUGGCGGAAGGAGGCGAAGCUGUUUCGCAUGUAUAGCCCCCAGCGCUACCUCUCGAGGACGCUUCCCAUGGAUUACUACCACCUCGACGACGUGAACCUCGGAGUGAACGCGGUGGUGGCGAUUUUGGCGUACACCGGCUACGACAUGGACGAUGCGGUGAUUCUGAACAGCACCGCCUCCCAGCGAGGGAUGCUGAACGCGGGGGUUACGAUCGCCAAGAUCGUCAACGCCUCCGGCCGCGGCGAGAAAGACGACGUCUUUGUCUUUCACAAUCUCGUCAACGCUGAGACCAGGGAGCUGUUUAGCACGGAGUUGCGGCCGAAUGGGCUGCCCUUGCCGCGCGCGAACCCCGACGCGCCGGAGUUCGACUGGACGGACCACAGCUACCCCUCCCUGAGCGACCACACGCCGGUGUACUGCUGUGCGAAGCGGGUGGGGCAGCUCAACCCCCUUACGAACCGCGUCGAGUAUGUCUACACGCAGCACCAGGCGACGAAGUGGCAGCACUUCGACCGCGGCGAGCGGGCGUGGGUGCAUCAGGUGAUCCCGCUCGCCUACGACGGGCCGGAUCCGGUGAGCGCGCUGAUGAUCUUCCGCAUCCCGCGCCCGCCCGCGGUGGGCGACAAGUUUGCCUCCCGCCACGGGCAAAAAGGGACGCUGCCGCUGCAGAUCCGCGACCACGACCUCCCCUUCUCCACCCGCACCGGCAUCACGCCGGAUGUGAUCAUCAACCCCCACGCCUUCCCCUCCCGGAUGACGGUGGGGAUGGUGCUGGAGGGGAUGACGGCGAAGCUCGCCGCGCUGGAGGGGCGGUUCAUCGACAACAGCCCCUGGGCGGUCGUCGACGAGCGGCCGCGGGUCGCGGAGGUCAUCGGGGAGGCGCUCGCGAAGGCGGGGUUCAGCCGCCACGGCCGGGAGCCCCUGAUCGAUGGGAUCAGCGGGGAGGAGAUGGAGGCGGAGGUCUUCGUCGGCCUCUCCGGCUACCAGCGGCUGCGGCAUAUGGUGAACGACAAGUGGCAGGCCCGCGCCCGCACCGACGCGCACACCCACCGCGCCGUCACGAAAACCGGGCAGCCCGUGAAGGGGCGGAAGCGGCAUGGCGGGGUGCGGGUGGGGGAGAUGGAGCGCGACGGGCUCCUCUCCCACGGCGUCAGCGAGGUCGUGGUGGACCGCCUGAUGCACGUCUCGGACAAGACCCGCGCCUUCAUCUGCGUCCAGUGCGGCGGCCUCCUCUCCAUCUACGAGCGCUACGCGUCGGAGUACGCGACGUGGAAGACGUGCCGGUUCUGCGGCGCGGGCGCCGACGAGGGGUCGGACCGCGUGGCGAUGGUGGAGAUCCCGCAGGUGCUGCGGCUGUGGGCGUCGGAGCUCACCAGCAUCGGGAUUCGCGUCGUCCUCAAAACUUCGUAG